GCUUUUCAAUAUAUAUAUAUAUAUAUACAUAUAUCCAAGUUGUCAGUUCAAAGUCCGAGUCCUAAAGAAAAGACCGAAAGUCACCUCUUUUUUCUCUUCUGAUUGCAUGCACUCUUCGCGCCCUUUUAUCUUCUCUUCUCUUCUUCUCAAUGCUUCACCCUGCAACCCAGCCUUUGAUCAUUGGAGGUGAGUCUCUCCAUGUAUCAGACCCAGACGCACUCUUUACGUUUUCUCUUAAUAAAGAUUGAGUCUUUUUGAGGACCAAUGAUGGACUAUAGCUUGCCCGUAGCGAGGAGGACCAGGCAAGGGCAAGCCCUAAUUUUCAAGCAGUAUAAUGAGGAGAAGAAGAAGGGGAAGGAGAGGAAGGGGAGGGAGCAGAAUAAUGGGGUUGAGUCGGUCAGUUCGAGUGGGCGUGGUAGGGCUAAUGGGGAGGAAUUGGCUGAGAUGGUUAAAGGGGUUAGUGGGUCCGAUAGAUUAGGGGCUAAUCAUAGAAUAGAGACUGAAAGUGAGACUGUUGCGGUGUCUGAUAGUAGUGUGGAAGAGAUUGGUGGGAAUGAUUGGGGUGAAGAAGGCAGUGGCGUGGGCGAGGAGAGUAUGGGGUUGAAGAAUAACGAAAAUUCUAAUAUGGGUUUUGAGGGAAUGGUCCAUGUGGAUGAAAUUGUGGUGGAUGAUAGCGAGGAUGAUGAGGUGGUAUUUUUGGGUGAAGGGGACAUGAAUUGUUCAAGUCUGAGAUCAGGGGCGGAGAGAGAUGAGGGUGUUGUUUAUAUUGACGUUGAUGAUGGGGAUGUUUUGAGUGGGGAAGAUGUGAACAACCCAAGUGGUCUGAAUUCUGAUGGGAGGAGGGGUAGUGAUGAAAUGGCUCCAUCCUUGACAAGAAAGGGUGAGAGUAGUUGCUUGAAUUUUGAUUAUAGGAAGAGUAGUGGUGUGGUGGGCAGGACUCUAGGAUUUUUGAAAAGGAAUGAAGAUGAGGAUGGUGGCAAUGAUGCUGUGUGGGGUAAAUCUUAUGCUUCGGAAAGAAAUAAGGAUGAGCAUGGUGAUGACAAUGUUGUUUUGGAUGGGUUAAGAAGGAAUGAGGAUGAUGAUGGUGGUGGCAAGGAUGUUUCGGUUGAUUCAGUUGGGACGGAGACAUCCUUGGAAUCAUCCUCUAGUGAAGAGGGCAGUGAUGAUGAGGAUUACAAUGUGGGAAAAUUGGAAAGCUGUGGGGAAUCAUCCUCUAGUGAAGAGGCAAGUGAUGAUGAGGAUUACAAAGGGGAGAAAUUGGGAUGCUGUGGCGGUUGUCAGCAAUUGAGUUCAGAUAGCAGGGUUGAAGAGGAGAAGACAGAGGAAGAUGCUGAGGGGAGAGAGAUUAUGAAGGGAGGAAGUCGUAAGAGGGGAAGGCCAAAAGGAGUUGAUGUGGGGUUGAAGAGGAGGAAAUAUGGAUUGGAUAUCUUAGUUGAUUCAGAGAAUGAGGAAGACAGCAUUAAUGAUGACGAAGACGGUUCUUUAAACAUCAGUCAUGAGCUUUAUUGUGUGGCACAGAGAACCCGUUCAAAGAAAAAGAAAAAGAAAAAGAAAAAGAUGGAGGCUGGAACUUUCAGUCACCCAUUAUGCAUUGAUGAGGAGGAAGUGGAGUCUUCAUCCGGGCAUGAUGACAGUGAUGAUAGCGGGGAUGAUAUUGUUGGCAGUGAGGAAUAUUGGUCUAAUUAUGAGAAUGAAGAUAAUUUUAGUGAUGAUGAGCCUUAUCAUGGUAGUAAAAAAACUCUGUCCUGUAGUGGGAAAUUUAAGACUAACAAAGGUUAUGAUGAUGAAUGUGUGCAGAAAGUACAUGUGAGGGAUGAAGGGAAGUUGAGGAUGUCCUGUAGUGGGAAAUUUAAGACUAACAAAGGUUAUGAUGAUGAAUGUGUGCAGAAAGUACAUGUGAGGGAUGAAGGGAAGUUGAGGACGGCCACCAAGGGAAAGAGCAUCGACUUGGUGAAAAACUGUAAUGCUUUGAAGAUUCUUGUAGAUUCCAUUUUGGAGAAGGGAGAAGUUCCAUUGGAAGAGUUGGAAUCUUCUAAAGAUGAUGCUUGCAAAGAUGAAAAUUAUUCAGCCGUUGCCAAGAUGUCUCUACCUUUGAAGUUCACUUUUGGUGUUGUGGAGUCAAAUCCAUCAAAGAAAUCAGAAGACCAGAAAGAAAUGGAUGGACUUUGGGCUGACUUUGAGUUGGCUCUCAUAUGUAGUGAAAUUGGUUCAGUCGAUCCUGCUAAGGUUGAAGAUGAAGAUUCCCUUCCUCCAAAGAAUGGCUUUGAUAGAGCUACCCUUUGUCACGUGGGUAAUCAUGAGCUUAUUCUUGAUGAACAAGUUGGACUAAGAUGUGCAUUUUGCUCCUACAUCAAAAUGGAGAUCAAGUAUAUUCUACCAUCUUUUAGUACACAUCCUUGUGGAAAAUCAGACAGGAGAGACCCAGGUGGUGAAAUGAACCACUCCAUCUUUGAUGACCUAUGGCCUCAAGAUUCUGGUUGUGAUUCCCAUUCUGUCUAUGAUCGCCAAGCUCAUUCUGAAGCCACUGUGUGGGACAUCAUUCCUGGUAUAAAAAGUAGUAUGUACCCGCAUCAACGUGAUGGUUUUGAAUUUAUUUGGAAGAAUAUAGCUGGAGGAAUUUAUCUUGAUAAGUUGAAAAAUCAAACAACAACUUCUGGUGGGAGUGGGUGCAUUAUAUCUCAUGCUCCUGGGACGGGGAAGACCCGUCUAACAAUUGUUUUUCUCCAGACAUACAUGAAAUUACAUCCAACAUGCAGGCCAGUCAUUGUAGCUCCUCUUAGCUUGCUCCUUACCUGGGAAGAGGAGUUUCGAAAGUGGAAGUUUGACAUUCCUUUUCACAAUUUGAACCAGUCGAAGUUGUCUGGCAAGGAAAGUCUCACAAAUAUCAUGGAAGAUAACCUCUCGUUGAAUCAAGGUGGACACCUGGACCAAAGUGUUAUCCGUUUGUUGAAGGUGUAUUCCUGGAAAUUGAAUAGUAGCAUUCUGGGAAUUAGUUACAAUCUGUUUGGACAACUUGCUGGCACUGCUCUGUUCAGGGAAGUGCUUCUUGAGGUUCCUGGCAUUGUUGUUCUUGAUGAAGGGCACAUUCCUCGCAAUUUGGGUAGUCUUAUCCUGAAGGCUUUGUCAAAUAUCAAAACUGACAAGCGGAUUAUUCUUUCAGGAACUCCUUUUCAAAAUAAUUUUGAUGAGCUAUAUAACACUCUGUGCUUGGCAAGGCCGGAGUUUACAAGAAUAAGAGGCAAAUGGGAGUCUCUUACGAGUCCCAUCACCAAAGGCACGAAUGACAGAAGAUUGAAAAGUGAGAAUCUGAAGAAGGUUAGAGAUAUGAUUGACCCAUUUGUGCAUGUACACAAAGGUUCAAUACUACAAGAAAAACUUCCUGGGUUGAGGGACUCUCUGGUCAUAUUACAGCCAACCCAACUGCAGAAGAGCCUCUUUGGUGAACUCUCUCAACAUAUUACACGAUCCCAUUCUAACCAUUUAAACCAUUUUAAAUCUGAUUUUUUAAAGUCUUUGAUCUCUGUCCAUCCUUCACUGUUGCUUAAGUGUGGGGAAGAGGAGUUUCCUUCUGAGAGGGAUAGGUUAAAAGGAUUGAAUCAUGAGGCUGGAGUCAAAACAAAUUUUUUAGUGGAACUCAUCCGGCUUAGCAAGGCUUUGAACGAAAAAGUUUUGGUUUUUAGUCAAUAUCUUGAACCGUUGACCUUUAUAAUGGACCAGCUUAAAUUUCUUUUCAAUUGGACCGAGGGGAAUGAGGUGUUGUAUAUGCAUGGACAUCUAGAAGCAAAGCAGCGCCAAUCCUCAAUUAAUAUUUUCAAUGAUCCAACUAGUGAAGCAAAGGUAUUACUUGCGUCCAUAAAGGCUUGUUCUGAAGGUAUAAAUCUGGUUGGGGCUUCUAGGGUCGUUUUACUGGAUGUGGUAUGGAAUCCAUCGGUGGAAAGGCAAGCCAUAUCCCGUGCACAUAGGCUAGGCCAGGAAAAAGUUGUAUACAUCUACCAUCUCAUUGCCACUGGGACAAAUGAAGAGGAGAAAUAUUGUCGACAAGUUGAGAAGGACUUGUUGUCUGAGUUGGUAUUCUCUUCUUCGGGCGGUAGUGGUGAUCAGCAGAAAAUCUCACCUUUAGUCUCUGAUGAUAAAAUUUUGGAAGAGAUGGUUCAACAUGAGAAACUUAGACAUAUUUUUGAAAAGAUCCAACAGAAAGAGUCUAAACUGAUUUGAGACUUUAACCAUCGAGCACCUGAGGCUGAAAUCAUUUUGUGUUUGGUUCGAGAAGUCUGGUGGCAUUAGAGAGCUUCCAGAAAGGCUUUGCGAAAAAGUGUAUCAGUAAAUUUUAGAAAAAUGCAAAUGGUUUGCUUCAACUGGAUUUCAUAAUGAUAGGUUAUUCACAAGCUUGGUAAAUAUAAAUGUUCUACCUGUGAUCUUUUAUGCCACCAUAUACUCUUUUUGCGUUAUAGAAUCAAUUUUCAUCAACUGUGAAAUUUCUUGAGAUCUGAUUUAAUUCAUGGUUCUGGUUGCGCUUUCAAA
Molecule: messenger RNA, 4521 nt
Organism: Alnus glutinosa
Lineage: Eukaryota; Viridiplantae; Streptophyta; Magnoliopsida; Fagales; Betulaceae
Product: SNF2 domain-containing protein CLASSY 4-like
Exons: 4
Coding region: 265-4215 (1316 amino acids)
Biological process (GO): gene silencing by siRNA-directed DNA methylation
Molecular function (GO): ATP binding; ATP-dependent chromatin remodeler activity
Source: RefSeq, a predicted model, not a curated record